Lagenorhynchus albirostris (white-beaked dolphin) is the source of this 1207-nucleotide messenger RNA. It is a transcript of the gene SRSF12, whose product is annotated as serine and arginine rich splicing factor 12. The transcript is spliced from 5 exons. NCBI's taxonomy places the organism in Eukaryota, Metazoa, Chordata, Mammalia, Artiodactyla, Delphinidae. The coding region runs from base 618 to 1118 and encodes 166 amino acids. Gene Ontology annotation, molecular function: RNA binding. The record is from RefSeq and is a predicted model, not a curated record.
GCGGCGGCAGCAGGAGACGGAGCGAGCCCGGCGGCCACGGGCAGACCCGGAGGGAACGGAGGAAGCGGUCAUGUCUCGCUACACGAGGCCCCCCAACACCUCCCUGUUCGUCAGGAACGUCGCGGACGCCACCAGAAAAUCUAAAGCAGUCCACAGUAGCUGGCAAGCGCCCCUCAGUUUGAACCAACCUGUUAGCUAGAAUCCAAGCAUAAACCGAGCAGGCGAGACAAAAGGCACCUAAAGUUCAAGCAUCAAGGAGUAAAGAGGGAGGGUGGACACAGAUAUAAAGACCUGGAAGAGGGGAAGUCUUUAUCAAGCAAAAGACAAAGCCAACACCAGGUUGAGACUUCGGCUUUCCUACAUUUACUCAGAGUUCCAGAAUCAAAGCCAAGUCUGAUGUUGUUGGUUCUGCGUCUCUUAUAAAGUCCAUCUUGCAAGCCCUAAAGAAUAAAGGUCAAGGUUCAAGAUCAAGUGACAUUGAGUGUCCUUAACAGCUAGUCAUAUUUGAAGAUGUUCGUGAUGCAGAAGAUGCUCUUUAUAACCUCAAUAGAAAGUGGGUAUGUGGCCGUCAGAUUGAAAUACAGUUUGCACAAGGUGAUCGCAAAACACCAGGCCAAAUGAAAUCAAAAGAACGUCACCCUUGUUCUCCAAGUGAUCACAGGAGAUCAAGAAGCCCCAGCCAAAGGAGAACUCGAAGUAGGAGUUCUUCAUGGGGAAGAAAUAGGCGGCGGUCUGAUAGCCUUAAAGAGUCCCGACACAGGCGAUUUUCUUACAGCCAGUCUAAAUCUCGCUCCAAAUCACUACCAAGGCGAUCUACCUCAGCAAGGCAGUCAAGAACCCCAAGAAGGAAUUCUGGUUCUAGAGGACGGUCACGGUCCAAGUCCUUGCAAAAAAGGUCCAAGUCGAUAGGAAAAUCACAAUCAAGCUCACCUCAAAAGCAGACUAGCUCAGGAACAAAAUCAAGAUCACAUGGAAGACAUUCUGACUCCAUAGCAAGAUCCCCAUGUAAAUCUCCCAAAGGGUAUACCAAUUCUGAAACUAAAGCACAAACAGCAAAACACUCUCAUUUUCGAUCGCAUUCCAGAUCUCGGAGUUACCGUCAUAAAAACAGUUGGUGAACAGCGACAGAAGAGUGCUACGUAGUAUUUAAUAUGUUAUUAAACCUCUCGUUAUGUUAAAUAAAAAUUCUUCAAGGCUUACAGAAAAA